Messenger RNA from Lynx canadensis (Canada lynx), 2778 nucleotides. It is a transcript of the gene MMACHC, whose product is annotated as metabolism of cobalamin associated C. Lineage: Eukaryota; Metazoa; Chordata; Mammalia; Carnivora; Felidae. Bases 49 to 897 code for a protein of 282 amino acids. Gene Ontology annotation, biological process: cobalamin metabolic process. The record is from RefSeq and is a predicted model, not a curated record. The transcript is spliced from 4 exons. Gene Ontology annotation, molecular function: FAD binding; demethylase activity; cyanocobalamin reductase (cyanide-eliminating) (NADP+) activity. Gene Ontology annotation, cellular component: cytoplasm.
UAUCCUUGAGACUCCAUUCCCCAGCAAGGUCUGCGCGUUGCGUGCGCUAUGGAGCUGCAAGUCGCAGAACUGAAGCAGAAGAUCGAAGACACAUUGUGCCCUUUUGGCUUCGAGGUUUACCCCUUCCAGGUGGCAUGGUAUAAUGCACUCCUGCCUCCAGCCUUCCACCUACCCCUGCCAGGACCUACCCUGGCCUUCCUGGUACUCAGCACACCUGCUAUGUUUGACCGGGCCCUCAAACCCUUUUUGCAGAGUUGCCAUCUCCGACCACUGACUGACCCUGUGGACCAGUGUGUAGCCUACCACUUGGGCCGUGUUAGAAAGAACCUCCCAGAGUUGCAAAUGGAAGUCAUCGCUGACUACGAGGUACACCCCAAUCGGCGCCCCAAGAUUCUGGCCCAGACUGCAGCCCAUGUGGCAGGGGCUGCUUACUACUACCAACGGAAGGAUGUGGAGGCUGACCCCUGGGGGACCCAGCACAUAUCAGGUGUGUGCAUACAUCCCCGAUACGGAGGCUGGUUUGCCAUCCGAGGAGUAAUGCUGCUGCCAGGAAUAGAGGUGCCAGAUCUGCCACCCACAAAGCCCCUGGACUGUGUACCUACAAGAGCUGCCCGAAUCACCCUGCUUGAAGGCUUUAAUUUCCACUGGCGUGACUGGACAUACCGGGAUGCUGUAACACCACAGGAGCGUUACUCAGAAGAACAGAAGGCUUACUUUUCUACUCCACCUGCCCAACGCUUAGCUUUGUUGGGCUUGGCCCAGCCCUCAGAGGAUCCUAGCUCUGCAUCACCUGAGCUUCCUUUUACCACACUCCCACCCAAGAAGCCCCAGAAUCCCAGCAGAGCCCGAGGCUGGCUCAGCCCCAGUAUCUCACCACCUGCAUCCCCUGGCCCUUGAUAUCCUCCCUCCUCUGAGAUCCCUAUUUAUAAGUGGUACUUGGCUCUAGAACUCCUUUGGCUUUGGCAAGGCCAGAUAUUUUAUUUUGGGUACAAUAUUUUUGUUUAAACAGGCUUCAUGCCCAGUGUGGAGCCCAACAUUGGGCUAGAACUCACGAUCCUGAGAUCAAGACAUAAGCUGAGAUCUAGAGUUGGAUGCUUAACCAAAGGAGCCACCCCAGGUGCCUGGGUACAAUAUUUUUGAUACAAGGAUUGUAAUAGAGCUCUUCAGUGAAGAUAACAAAGCUCAGAAAAACUUAGUCAAAAGAAGUGAAAGACAAGACAGAUCCAGAAUUCCCAGCUUAAAAUACAGGAUUAUUCCUUUCCAUUUCUCUCCAGUGCUCCAAGAUCCUACUUGUUACAGAGCCUAAAAGGCAAUCAUCUCCUACCUAACGGCACUUGCCUCACAAGCUUGUUGUGGGGAAUAAAUACAUGCAAAGCAUUUUUGAAACCAUGCCUGGUUUAUAUUAAGGGGUGUAUGAGCUGUCAUUGAAAGCCCUGGGAAUUCUGUACUACUGCUCUUAGGUCUUGCUUGGGAGGAGGAGGAUAGACUAGACUAGCUUAUGUCUGAAAGGGUACAUAAUACACCAGACUCAGUUUUGAAUCUUACCCACAAGGGCUCAGGAGAAACCCACCUUCACCUCCCCUAUACCCCUCCCACCUCAGAACAAGGAGAUGAAUGUAGCCUUCCCCUACAAACAACAGGGCAGUUUGUCUCCCCCUCCCCCUUUUAGUUUCAAAGCCUCUAAUUCUGAUCUUCUACAGAGCCAGUACUGGACAUUUAGAAGAGGCCAAGCUUCAAGUUCUCAUGCAGCCCUCCCAAUAGUAUAAAUGUCCAAGUAAUCUCAUUGGGGCCUCCAUCUGCAACCUGCAAUUUAUGCUUCACCUAUAGGACAAAUUGCAGUGUUUUGACCAACACUGCAGAUCUUGCUCUUCUCCCCCAAAUGUAGUGAAAAUGUUAACACCUGGGUUCAGUUCCUUUCCUGUGUCUACUUGCAUAUCCCCCCACCCAAUGUAACUUUCUGAUUCUGAGGCAGCUAUCAACCUUCAUUUUACCCUAAAAAAGGAAAGCAGAGAGUAAAUUACUCUUAAAAUCAAAGCUAGUGCCCCCUGAAAUGAAGACUCAACAAGGUCUCAGUUCAAGUUUAAUAGAAACAAAGAUCAAAAGUGAUGCCCCACUACUGUACACAUCAGUUGACUUGCCCCAUAGCACAGCAUGGGCCAUUCUCUCCAGAGGAAGAAAGGCUGGCCUCCCCAACCCCUGCAGGAAAGGCCUGUCCCAUCCCAUACCACAUCUGCACUGAAUCUAAAGUCUUGUGUCUUAAGCAUGACAAUAGUACAAAAGAGAUUUUGUUUUCAUGGCCAGCCUAUGCAGCCGGGCCCUAAAAAGGCCCAGCGCUCACUUCUGCUUAGAGAAAUAUUCUUUGCUCUUCUGGACAUCAGGCUUGAUGGUAUCACUGCCAGGCUUCCAGCCAGCUGGGCACACUGCAAGAGAAGAGUACUAUCAAUUAAUAACCUGCUCAGUGGUGAGUUCCACCCUCCUCCCAUGGACAAAUGGGUGACAAUCAGACAAAAGGCUCAAAACCAAAUCUGAUACCUUAAGAGGCUGAACACUCAGGAACCAGAAUACUUAUGCUAUAGUGUGAGAUAAUUCAAGUCUUUUAGUGCAAGGAUAACUACAAACAUAAUUCAAUCCUCACCACAGCCCUAAUGCUAUUGUAUCUAAUUUAUUCAUGCAGCACCUGAAAUUUAAAGAAAUUAAGUAACUACCUUACAAGCUUCAAUUGUAUGCUUUGGUCUACAAAUAAUCUGCGUAAUGCACAUACAGCAAAAAAAAAAAAAA